AUGAAUACCAGUACACUUCUGAUCCUGGCACUCGGCUGUGUAGUGGCGGCGGAACAGUGUAGUCUACUGUUGCUAACCAUGAAUACCAGUACACUUCUGAUCCUGGCACUCGGCUGUGUAGUGGCGGCGGAACAGUGUAGUCUACUGUUGCUAACCAUGAAUACCAGUACACUUCUGAUCCUGGCACUCGGCUGUGUAGUGGCGGCGGAACAGUCAGAGUUUUCACAAGAAGAAUACAAAAGGGUAAUCGUGGAAUGCAAGAAAGAAGUGGGAUUCAGUGAGAAGGAUCUUGACAUGACCGAAAUGGGCAAAGUGGGCAUGGAAAGAUUUGAUCCACGGGACCAAUACAAGCGCAUGGUUUCUUGCGCCAUGAAGGCUCUAAAACUUAUGGACGAGUCCGGCGAGAUGGACACGAAGAGGUCCUCGGACCUGGUCGACAGCAUGAUGAAGGGUCGCGCUCCUGAAGAGGCCCUUCAAGCGAAAACGGUGUUAAUGGAGUGUGCAGAAAAACGUCUGGGCGACCCUGGACGGUACAGUUCGCAUGCUACCAACGGGGUUCGAGAAUCUAUGACGGCGUGA
Molecule: messenger RNA, 579 nt
Organism: Homalodisca vitripennis (glassy-winged sharpshooter)
Lineage: Eukaryota; Metazoa; Arthropoda; Insecta; Hemiptera; Cicadellidae
Exons: 8
Coding region: 1-579 (192 amino acids)
Molecular function (GO): odorant binding
Source: RefSeq, a predicted model, not a curated record